GGGCGGAGCUCUGUUCUCGUUAUUCGACCAAUCAGAGUUCCAGAAAUUAAGUCUCGUCUGAGCGCCCGACUUGAAAAAUAUUGACAUCGGCGUUUCAUCUACUUUUGAAAUGGUGAACAUGGCGUCAGUUGAGGGUAUAGUGGACUGCCUCCUCCAGGGUCAGCUUGAGACGGCCAUGGACAACAUCCAUGACAUUCUGACCCAGCCAGAAGAGGUCAACGGAAUCAAGGAGUUCAGUAUUCUGAUCCAAGAAGCUGCCAGGCAGGAGGAGAUCCAUCGGUCUCAUAUCAAGGAUGUACUCAAAGCUUACAUGUCGAUGAAAGACAACAUGGAGUCUGUGAUAGCUGAAGAUAAGUCCGCUGAUGCGAUAGGUGAAGAGAUCAACCUACUACAGACACAGCAUCAGAAAGCAUUGCAGACAUCUGAGGCAGCCAAGGAACAAUGUCAAGCAUUGAACGAAGAACGAGAAAAGAUGCAUGCCGAACAGGAGGCGCUGAGUCAGAAGAGAGAGACGGUGAAAGAAGAUACGACACAAGUUCUCCCCAAAACGAGAUAUAAUGUCAGUCUCUAUAGCUGCAUCACAGGCAUCAAGUGGGACUACGAUUGCAAACCAGACGAAAUCAAAGGAUAUGUGAGCACCUCAAAGGACGUCAGGCCCUUCUCGCUAGAUUGCAAACAGCAUUCCAAGUUCUUUACCACAAACUAUCUGUGGGACUUGGUUGAAGCAGCCGUUGAGGCCAAAUGAUUUUUUUUUUAAAGUUUAAAGUUUAUUUAUUCCACAUUUUGCAUUAAAAACAGUUUAUAUUCUUUUCUUUUUUUUUAUACAAGAGUAUAUUAUAUAAGAGUAGAUUUCACACAAGAAAAAAAAGAAAAAAUUACAGAUAUCAAAUCGAGUAUAAUGUACGCAAAGUAAGUACGAAAAUUUCGAAAUAUGUAGAUGUAACAGGCAAGGUAAAACAAUGUAAAAUGUGGGGAGCCUAAAUAAAAAGCAUAGCUUGUUUGUGAAUAGGCUCCCGUACUGAGUAACACA
This is a messenger RNA of Strongylocentrotus purpuratus (purple sea urchin), 1030 nucleotides long. RefSeq names its product kinetochore protein spc24-like. The coding region runs from base 110 to 745 and encodes 211 amino acids. The record is from RefSeq and is a predicted model, not a curated record. The transcript has 6 exons. NCBI's taxonomy places the organism in Eukaryota, Metazoa, Echinodermata, Echinoidea, Camarodonta, Strongylocentrotidae.